AUGUCGGAAGUAGAGAACUGGGCAGAGAAAAAGAGAUUUGGAGAGGAUGAGCGCGAAGCAAAAACUUACAUCGACGAAACAAGUUCUGGGCAAAUUCUUACUCCUUUCAAUGUGACUUGCAAAUACAGAUUCAGGAAUUCAAACAACAACCACAAUUAUUUUGUUGCUCCUCUGCCUGGCAUGACAAUUUGCCCUAAAAGUGGUGGGGGUGGGGACCCAGCCGUGUCUGAUGGUGAUAUCUGGAGAGGAACCGAUUUGGGUGCCCCUCCGGCUCUGGCCCAGCCCGACGGGGAGGCGCUGCCCGGCGCCCUGGAGAAAGAGGAGGCGCGCUCAGGCGCCAGCACCCCGUCCACGCCGUCCGUCUGCUCGCCGCCUUCCUCCGCCUCGUCCUCGCUGCCUCCGGGCGCCAAGAGCCUCUGCUCGAGCUGCGGCCUGGAGAUCGUGGACCGCUACCUGCUGAAGGUGAACAAUCUGACCUGGCACGUCCGCUGCCUGGAGUGCUCCGUCUGCCGGACGCCGCUCCGCCAGCAGAGCAGCUGCUACGUCAAGAACCAGGAGAUCUUCUGCAAGGUGGACUACUUCAGUCGGUUUGGUACCAAAUGCGCUCGCUGCGGGAGGCAGAUCUACGCCAGCGACUGGGUGCGGAGAGCUCGGGGCAAUGCCUACCACCUGGCCUGCUUCGCCUGCUUCUCUUGCAAGAGGCAGCUGUCCACGGGGGAAGAGUUUGGCCUGGUGGAGGAGAAGGUACUAUGCCGGAUUCACUACGACACCAUGGUGGAGAACCUCAAGCGGGCAGCAGAGAACG
This is a messenger RNA of Thamnophis sirtalis, 805 nucleotides long. Lineage: Eukaryota; Metazoa; Chordata; Lepidosauria; Squamata; Natricidae. The record is from RefSeq and is a predicted model, not a curated record.